GUCGAGGGCCGAGGGCCGAGGGGCAAGGGGCCUUUGCCCAUUCAUACAUUUCAUCUCAUCGCUUGAUGCUGUUGUUUCAUUGCCUUCGCUCCUGCCGCGAGCACGCACGCUGCUGCACAAGAGGAGGUGAAGAAGCGCAAGGGAGGGCAGAGCGGGAAGCAGAAGAAGAAGAAGCAGCAGCAGAAGGAGAAGGAGGAGGAGGAGGAAGAAGAGGAGGAGUAGAAGUGCAGCAGACUCGCUUCGCUGCCAGCCAGUGAGUGAGUGGGGUGCUUGCUCGCCGUCGUGUCGUGUAGGGCGAGGGGGAGAGAGAGAGAGAGAGAGGGAGAGAGGAUGAGAGGAGGGGUGGUGGCUUAAAGCAAUUCGGGUACAUCUGUGGAUCUACUGCUGUUCGGUAGAGUUUCCAACGCCUCGGAUUGGAGACCAGAAACGCCCAUCACUUACCGUAUCGCUGACUAAGCCCGAGCGCAAACGAGAGGAGCCGAGGUGAGGAUAGCAGAGGAGCGCCUGCGGAGGGAGGGAGGGAGGAGCGAGGUAGGAAGGGAGGGAGGGAACUAGGCAGGAAGUGCAUGCCAGCACAGCUAAGGAAUUUUUUUUCGCGUAGCACACGACCACGGCGGGAUGACAGUUUGAGGAUGAUAGACAGCGCCAGGCCUUCUUCUUCUCUGCUGCAGGCAUGCGGAUGCGGUAUUUCAUCGAGGUCGAGGAGUCUCUUCAGCUAUUAUGACAUCAACAGCUCUUAUUCUUGUCUAGCAAGAGCUGUUCUCUGAUUCAGCCCCUGUAGUUCCGUCCGGCAUCAAGCGAGAGGCCGGUGUGCUGCCGCGAAUGUCAACUCGAUAUGAAUUGACGGCCUCCACGUAGAACAAGCGCAAUUCAGAGUGAUGUUCUGGAAUCCUCGUCGGCUUCUACCCGGUCUUUCGAUACAUUUGGACAACGUUCUCAAUACUUGUGCACGCGAGGUGACGUCGCUGACGGAUUGUGAAACUUCUGUCUACAGCGAAGAGACUUACUUAUCCAUCGAUUUCAGGAUCAUCCAUCCAACCCGGGUGGAAUUUGAUUGCUUCGGUCGUCCUUCUGAAGCGGAGCGUUUCUAGAUUGGGUAGUCAGUGAUGUCCAACAAAGACGGAUUUGAUAUUGGGUACGCUUUGGCACAGAAGAAACAAAGAAGUUUUGUGCAGCCUACGUUGAUCUCUCAAGCGAAGAGCAAGGGCAUCAAUUUGAUCUGCAUUGAUGUGCUCAGGCCGCUGGUUGAACAAGGGCCCUUCGAUGCAAUUCUCCACAAGGUUUCGAGCGAGGAUUGGAACAGGCAACUAGCCGAAUAUGAGACAAGGUAUCCUGACGUCAUUAUUGUGGAUCGGCCAGAGGCAAUUGAGAAGCUUCACAAUCGAAUCUCCAUGCUUCAAGCCGUUGCGGAGGUGCAGGUCAAUGUGGAGCGAGCAACCUUUGGGAUCCCGAACCAACGCGUGGUGGAGCGUUGCGAGGAACUGGCCGAUCUUCGAGCUAUGGCGGGUCUGAAGUUUCCGGUGAUUGCGAAGCCCCUCGUGGCCGAUGGCAGUGCCAAAUCUCAUGCCAUGUCGCUAAUUUUCAAUAACGAGGGCAUCACGAAGCUUAAGCCUCCGGUUGUCAUCCAGGAGUUCGUGAAUCACGGAGGAGUCAUCUUCAAGGUGUAUGUUGUCGGUGAUUACGUGAAGUGUGUUAGGAGGAGGUCUCUUCCCGACGUGGACGAGGACUCGUUGAAGAGCACUGAGGAACCUCUAUCGUUUUCGCAAAUUUCAAAUAUGGCUUCCAACCCCGAACAAUCAAGCCAGGUAGUAGAUGAAAAGUUGUCACAGGCAGAGCUUCCUCCGUCUAAGUUCAUAGGAGAUAUUGCCAAGGGCUUGAGGAAAGCUCUCGGUCUACGGCUGUUUAACUUCGACGUGAUCAGAGAUACCAGAUUAGGAAAUCACUACCAUGUGAUUGACAUCAACUACUUUCCAGGAUAUGCGAAGAUGCCCGUGUACGAAUCUGUUUUAACAGAUUUCUUCCUCGGACUCGCACAUGAGAAAGCCGCCGCAGGAGAUCCAGCACCCCUGGAAGCCGUCACGAACUAAAUUUCUUGUCGAUGUUGUCGGUUUGGACGCUCUUUUUGUCCAAAUCAAUGCGACGGACCGGGAGACGAUCCUGGGGUGAUUUUAUCAGAUGCAAGAGAAAAAAAAGGCUCCGGAGGUGAGGCUUGACACUGGCAUUCAUGGCCUUUAUGUUAAAGCUUUUGCAGUUGAUUCAGAGUUGUAAUCAAACUGUAACGGUUGUUUCUCAAUGAAAGAAAGCAGUGAAGGUUAGUGCGACUUUUCCACACUUGUUGGAACCAGUGAAUGACAGUAGCACCUUGUACAGCGGCUGCAAGUAUCAAUGUUGAGUUUCCAAAGUAGGGGCUGCAGCGCAGUCCAUGUUUCUGUGCACCCUUUUGAAAGAGUGAACCGCUUGGAGGACGAUAGACAUUGACUGGCCUCUUUUGCGCCCAUAAAAACAGAGGCAUUCAUGUGACAUGUGCGUAGCAAUUCAUCCAUUCUCCCUCUUUUUUCCCGUAGAUAUCAAAAUCAUUUUUUGUUAUUUCAUGUCCAGGUCCUUAUCAAUGCUGAAUUUAUGAGGACAUGAAUAGCAAGACUCCCGGGUGAUGUGAGUGAGUGCAGCCACUGUCGAUGUGCCGGAUCCUUCCGGUCAGUUGUUGGGUGUUCGCAUAUCAUGUUUUAUAGUAGCUUGUAAAGUACCUUCAAUCUUAGGUUGUGGCAACAAUUUUGAGAUAUAGCAUCACUGUGUUGAGUAGUGUGGACGCACUGCUGGAGAUUGCAGGCUGGCUCUUAGAGCAGGUUCUGACAUAUUUUGUAGCGUAGCCAUGUUGGUCUUGACAAAAUGUGAUUUUCCACAUCCACACACGUCUACAGUCGGAAAUCGAAGGUGGUCGCUGAGACUUUUUUUUUUUAAUUCUUUUGU
This is a messenger RNA of Marchantia polymorpha subsp. ruderalis, 2967 nucleotides long. Lineage: Eukaryota; Viridiplantae; Streptophyta; Marchantiopsida; Marchantiales; Marchantiaceae. The record is from the annotation of a GenBank genome assembly.